Messenger RNA from Phyllostomus hastatus (greater spear-nosed bat), 1236 nucleotides. Its product is annotated as zinc-alpha-2-glycoprotein-like. Lineage: Eukaryota; Metazoa; Chordata; Mammalia; Chiroptera; Phyllostomidae. Gene Ontology annotation, biological process: immune response. Bases 44 to 952 code for a protein of 302 amino acids. The transcript is spliced from 4 exons. Gene Ontology annotation, cellular component: external side of plasma membrane. The record is from RefSeq and is a predicted model, not a curated record.
GCACCAGGACCUGGGGAAGUCCAGUAGCUUCCACCCAGACACAAUGAGCACAAUGCUGCCUGUCCUGCUGUCCCUACUGCUUCUUGUGGGUCUUGCAAACACCCAAGAUGGACGUUACUCUCUGAGGUUCCACUAUACUGGGGUGUCCAGGCCCAAGGCAGGCUUCCCCAGUUUUCAGGCCACUGGCUACCUCAAUGAUCUAGCCUUCCUCCACUAUGAUAGUAAUGGUCAAGUGGCUAAGCCCUUGGGCCCAUGGACACAGGUGAAAGGAAUGAUGGACUGGGAGAAGGAAACUCAGUUGCAGAAGGCCAGGGAGGACACCUUCAUGGAGACCCUGAAAGACAUCAUGAACUAUUACCAGGAUGGAGGGAAUCACACUCUUCAAGGAAGGUUCGGUUGUGAGCUUCGGGAUAACAACUACUGUGGAGCAUUCUGGACAUAUAUUUACGAUGGACAGGAAUACAUCAAGUUCAUCACAGAAAUCCCAGCCUGGUUCCCUCGGCAAACAAAAGCUGUGUUCACAAAAGUAAAGUGGGAGAGAGAAGGCUCUGUGCAGCGGGCCAAGGCCUACCUGGAAAAGGAGUGCCCCCGGUUGCUGCGGAAUUACCUGCAGCACAGCAAGACAUUCCUGGAUAGUAAAGAUGCUCCGUCUGUGUUAAUCACCAGCCAGGAGGGCCCAGAAAACAUCAGGACCCUCAAGUGCGACGCCUACAACUUCUACCCAAGACCAGUCAGUAUGUACUGGACUCGACCAGGCAUCCCAGUGGAGACUUAUGAAUGGGGAGACAUUGCUCUCGGUGAAGAUGGCAAAUACCACUCCUGGGUGAUGGUGAAAGUCCCCUCUUCAGACACAGGCCCCUACCUCUGCCACGUGCAGCAUAGCAGCCUGGCCCAGACCCUCACUGUCCCAUGGAAUCAGGGGCAGGAAUCACAGGCUGCAGGAGACCAGUAACCUGCACUUCCUAGUCUGGAGACCAGUAACCACCUGUGUGUCCUUUGGGAAAGGAGAGAGGUGAGCUGGAGAAUGGCUGUCAUCACCAUCAGUGCAUCCCAGAGAAGAGGUGAAGGGGACAGACAGGUGGUGAAUUUGGAGACACAAGGCUUGAAUGCUGGGCACUGGGCUGCCUCACUGCUACAUUCCCCCUCAGAACCCAUUAUCUAGAAUCUGAAAUUGUAUCAGCACUAAUCUACACUAAUCAGAUAGCCUAGACACAAAUAAAUCAGAUUGUUCAACUG